Porites evermanni is the source of this 2749-nucleotide messenger RNA. The record is from the annotation of a GenBank genome assembly. Lineage: Eukaryota; Metazoa; Cnidaria; Anthozoa; Scleractinia; Poritidae.
UGCAACCUCGAAGUAGUUUCAGAAAAUAAUUCUCUGAGUAAAAAUGAAAGUGAGAAUGGCUCAGUAAACGAUCUUGCAGAAAGUGGGAUUCUUAAAAAGGACAUGGUCCUCUCAACCAACAAAGCAAUCAUUAGGCCUGCUGUGGACGGGAAUUUGACAGAGUCAAAAACAGAGAAUGUGACUAACUGUAAGUCUACCAAAAAUGGUCGUGCAAAAGAAGGAUUAGAGUCCUGCAACAGAGAGAGAGCUGGUAAUGGUCACGUGGUGAAAAAUGUUAGAGGGGACAAUGACGUUGAUGAAGUUGAUGAUGACAUGGAUGAUGACGAUGAUGACGGGGACAAUGAUGCUGCUGAUGAUGAUGGUUGUGGUGGUGGUGAUGAAGAUGAUGAUGAUGAUGAUGAUGAUGAUGAUGAAGAUGACGACGACGAUGAUGAUGAUAAUAAUGAGGUCGAGAAGGAGCAGGAAGACGAAGUUGAAGAAGAAGAGGUAGACGAGGAGGAAUCUGAGCAAUUACUUACUUACGGUAAGUAAGAAAGCUCCACAAGCAACACCAACGACAACAUUCUUAUUGAACCUCAAAUGUCUGAGAAGGAUCACCUCUCAUUCUCACCUCUCACCUCUUAUUCACAGUGAAGAAGUGUCAUACGCUGAAACGUCUGUUUUUACAAACAUUUAUGGCACUUAUUGAUGUUGUGUUUUACAUUCCCAGUCGUGUCAGGAGUAUCUUAGUGCAACUGUGGAUAACUGAAGCGCCAUGGCUAAGGAAACACUUGCACUACGGAAACCAGUUCCCUUGUCAGUGCCCGAGUUGAAGGUGUCCAACUUGAGAAAAAGAAGUGUCCUGCCGUAAGCAGUCACAAAAUGUUGGCAUUUUUGGGCGGUCCCUUGAGCUAAAAACCCUUUUAAUGGCAAGAGAGACCAACAUCAGUUUUCUCCUAACAGUGAAUAUCCUUACCUCAUCAAGAGAAGAGGUCAUGAGACUCAAUAAAAUAAUCACGGCCAAAGAGGAAAUGCUUUGAUCCUUUUUCAAAUUUUCCCAAAUAUUUUUUCGAGGGAAAUGUUUGGAAAGUACAAAUAAAUAGAAACAUUGCGACAUCAGUUGCUUUCAAUCCAAAAAUCUCAAUUAAAACUGGUUACAACUCACUUUCAUUGUGUUCAUUUUCUUUCACAGAAUUAUUGUCACAGUGGCCAAUAGAAUGGAGAAGGACACUGAAACGGUAAGACUCGCUGAAGAGUAGAGACGUUACUAUCCUGUUUUUAUCACGUACAAAGAACCAGCUACUAUGAUAUGAACGUUCUUAGUAAGAACAAAGCAAAAGCACCCCAAGGACAGGAAUGAGAAUUAUUUUUGUCGAACAUUAAAAUAUGUAGGGCUUGUAAAGGGGUUCUAGUCACCGCUAUAAGGGAUUCAAAAACAGUAUCGUAAAUCCUUUAUUAAGCCCCCCCAGGGGCUUAUUUUUUUCAAGCCUUUUUGCGGGGAGGGGGCUUAAAAGAGAGGGGAGCUUAUUUAAUUUAGCGAAAUGCAUUAACGGAAGCAAGGUUUCUCGAGGACGGACUUGUGGUUACCGGGCGCUAUACUGCUUUUUCUAACUUUAAGAAAAUGGUAACAAUUCUCCACAGAGAACUAGAGCAUAAAGUUGAAAAAGUUCAGCACGUGAAAUUGGGGGUCAUUCGGCCGAAGACCAAAAACAAUAUGAAUUUCUAGCCUAAAUAAACCAUAUCUGAUCAGUCCACGUUAAUUGUUUUUGAAGAAUAAGGAUGGAGGGAAGGGGGAGGGAGGUGGGGUAUUAACUUUCCUCCUCUGAAAAAGGAGGGGCUUAUUUGAGAGCGGGGGCUUAAUAGAGGAUUUUUGGUAAUAAAUAGGCAGUAGAAUUCGUUAACUUGUUGCGAUUCCAGCGAGCUUAAGUGCUCCCGUUGCUCCCUCUAUAUGGUGAGAAUAACGGUGCAACUAAGAUUCGCUAGAAUCGCUCUGAAACAGCCCGGAAAACACACAUGGAGACAAGGCAAGAAAUUCUUCUGCCUUUUUGUCAUACCUUUUUUGGAGUCUAACUAGUGAUCGCUAUAGUCUCCAUAAAAAACCCUAUAAUUACGCAACUACAAAUCUCACUCGUAAAUUUGGGAUUCCUGUGGAAAGAGCCGGCAUUGAUCUCGACGGUAUUUGAAACAUGAUGAUGAUGACGAUGAUACUUAAAGCCCACACCCUUAACAGAGGAACGUGAGCUCAAAGCUUAGAAACCAGUAUAAGAGAAACGCCUUCCCCCUCCCCCCAGAUAUUAGGGACCUUUCGAUUCUAAGACGAGAACAACUUCGAGUAAGAGAUUUUCUCAAUACUAAGUAGUGCGCGCGCGUGAACCAGCAUCAUUUUGGCGGGAAAACGCGAUAGCCGUUGUCAUUCUACUACUAGUUUUGCAUGUUUUAGCGAGGAUGUCGUAAUGACGAAAACAAGUUAUUAAUUGUUAAAAGUUUUAUCAUUUUGUGAUUGGGAGGGGGCUUAACGUCCUCCAAUAAAGGUUAGAGUGCCAGCUUUUCAGGUGAAAAAAAAGUACAAUGAAGCAUGCCGGGGUGUUUGAUUUUUUUUUACAUUACGCGAAAAAACUGUCAGUGAAAUCUCGUAGUCGUGCUUGUCCUCAAAAAGGUCUCCAUCACUUCUCAUUCUACAGCUUUUAGUAUCAUUUACUUAUAUUACUGUAUGUGCUUUGCUUACCACAGUGUGGCAGAGUUAUGUAUAAAGAAACGUUAUGGACAAGAC